Molecule: messenger RNA, 1865 nt
Organism: Aspergillus saccharolyticus JOP 1030-1
Lineage: Eukaryota; Fungi; Ascomycota; Eurotiomycetes; Eurotiales; Aspergillaceae
Product: ribosome biogenesis protein LTV1
Exons: 2
Coding region: 69-1550 (493 amino acids)
Biological process (GO): ribosomal small subunit biogenesis; ribosomal small subunit export from nucleus
Cellular component (GO): preribosome, small subunit precursor; cytosol; nucleus
Source: RefSeq, a predicted model, not a curated record
UCUCCCCACUAUCUUUCGCUAAAACACUCCCAUUACCACCCUGGUCCUUGGACUUCAUAUUGCCCAAGAUGCCUCCCCGGAAGCAGUGGAUCGACAAGAAAAACGCAACCACCUACCAACUCUUCCACCGCUCCCAACAUGACCCUCUCAUUCACGAUCCCAGCGCUGACGACCGCGUGCUCGCCCCGGUAUCAGGCCCUGCACCCAGCAGCAGCAGCAGCGGCGCCCAUCGGGGUCAGGACCUGGCCACGCUAAGCCAGCAAUUCGGCACGGGCGCCGUCCGCAAAAACGAAGGCGAGGCGGCCAACUACGGCAUUUUUUACGAUGACACCAAGUACGAUUACAUGCAGCAUCUGCGGGAGCUGGGCACGGGCGGCGGCGAUGCGCACUUCGUUGAGGCCCGGACCAAAGCCGCCCCGGGCAACAAGGGCAAGAUGAAGCUGGAGGAUGCGCUGCGGCAGGUGUCAUUGGACGAUGAGGAGCAGCGGAGCGAGUUCGGCGGGGGCAGCUACGCCCCUAGCGUGUACAGCGAGAUGCGCUCCACGGCGUCGACGUAUUCCCGCAAGCCCACCUACCAGGACCAGCAGAACGUGCCGGAUGCGAUCGCGGGCUUCCAGCCUAACAUGGACCCCCGCCUGCGCGAGGUGCUGGAGGCGCUGGAGGACGAGGAGUACGUUGAUGAUAACGAUGAGGAUUUGUUUGGGCAGUUGACCACGCGCGCGGAGGAGAUGGAGCAGGGCGACUGGGAGGAUACAUUGUAUGAUGAGUUCGACGAGGAGGACGAUGGGUGGGAGUCGGACGCGACGGAGAAGGCGCCUGUGCAGACGGAUACGACGGCCGCCAAGGCCCAAUAUGAGAGGAGAGUUGCUGAGUCCGGCGAGGAAAUGCCGGAGCAUGACGCUCCGGCGCCGGACAUGCAGCCCGAGGAUCAGGGCUGGAUGCGUGAGUUCGCCAAGUUCAAGAAGGACGCAAAAGCUGGCGGUAAGGCUGUCGCACCGGCCGCGGCUCCGAGUGUUGUGCCUUCGGAGCAGCAGAGCACGCUGGCUUCCACCGUGUUCACGGUCGGUGGUACGCCUAUCCGACGCAAGAAGCGCAAGGGUGCGUUGACGAACCCGUCCGCGUACUCGAUGACCUCCUCGGCGUUGGCGCGGACCGAGGGCCACCGGUUGCUGGACGAUCGCUUCGAGCGGGUGGAGCAGCUGUACGCUCUGGACGAGGAGGACGAGUUCGAUGAUAGCAUGUCCAUGGUCAGCGGCAUGACAGGCAUGACGUCCAUGACGGGCAUGUCGGCCAUCUCCGAUGCCCCUAGCCUAGUCGACGCCAACGGACAGACUGUCAACCCCCGCCACAACUUCACCUCGGUCAUGGACGACUUCCUGGCAGGCUGGGAUGACAACACCGGUUCCCAGGCCAAGCGCAAGGGUGUCAAGUACAAGCGCGGUAAGCACGGCAACGAGGCGAUUGGCAUCCGGAUGCUGGAUGAGGUGCGCCAGGGCUUGGGUCCCGCUCGUGUCAGUGGCGGUUCCGGACGCCUUUCCGGCCGCGCGUGAGGUGGAUCAGAGUGGUGAAUUACACUGCUGUUAUUGUGUGUGUGCAUGCGUUCCAUGAUUGCGACGAUACCUUUCCCCAUGGCAUGUUCUCUGGCUUGGAAAAGAAAAAUUUGCGGGCUUAUCCAUAGGCGUCCCGGUGUUAUUGUCAUUUUUCCCAUCUUGCAUAGUAGAUAGAUUCUUAUUUGACGGCCAAAAAAGGUCUGCUCUGUUGCUUCAUACAUCUCAUCCUUUUUAGAUGAUAUAUAUCCGGUUUCAGAGGCUAUCUGGAUAUCUGUUCAUGAGAUUAACUGUACAGGACAUCAUUGAUAAUCAUAC